Rhagoletis zephyria (snowberry fruit fly) is the source of this 2623-nucleotide messenger RNA. RefSeq names its product endoderm-specific GATA factor (gene GATAe). The record is from RefSeq and is a predicted model, not a curated record. Gene Ontology annotation, biological process: positive regulation of transcription by RNA polymerase II; negative regulation of transcription by RNA polymerase II. Gene Ontology annotation, cellular component: nucleus. Lineage: Eukaryota; Metazoa; Arthropoda; Insecta; Diptera; Tephritidae. Gene Ontology annotation, molecular function: RNA polymerase II cis-regulatory region sequence-specific DNA binding; zinc ion binding; DNA-binding transcription factor activity, RNA polymerase II-specific.
AUGGAAGCACAGGCGCAGCAACAAUUGCAUCAACAGCAACAGCAACAACAUCAACAUUUGUUGGCGAACAUUAAAACGGAAAAGAAUAGUGGUGAGCCUCAAGUGCCAACAGCAUCAACGCCAACACUCCAACAACAACAGCAAUCGGGAACACCGCCUCUUGAGGAGAAUCAGCAAACUGCACAGGAUUUACACCUUACACAAACUGCAGCGAAAACACAGCAUCAACAACAACAAUCGCAAAUUUCUAGUCAAUCAAAAUCACAUACGCCAAGUCAACAGCAAGAGUCACAACAACACCAACAACAGCAGCAGCAGCAGGUCCAACAGUCCCCCACAUCUGUUAGCACAUCAGUGGCCUCCAUCGCUGUCACAGCUCAAUCACAAUCCAGUGAAGACUAUAGCAUACCGUUGCCGCGCCACACCCAACAGCGACGAAUAUUGACCACAGCGGGGACAUUAGAGGUCAACGAUAGUCGUGAGGGUGAACAGCCCGACUCUCAGUCCGAAUAUCACCAUCAUCAGUCGCCGGCCGAUUAUGUGGUGAUGGCGCCACGCAAUGAGGAACACCCACCACCAGGCACCGCUGUCUACACGUACGCAACUACCGAAAAUGGUCAACAAAUAAUUUGCACUGAAACCGGUGCAGCUAUCAAGCUCGAGGAUAUCGAAAAGGAUCAGCAAGCCAGCGCGGAGGCACAUCAGCACCAUCAGCAACAAUUGCAGCAUCAUCAACAACUAUGUCCGCCACCUGGCAGCGGUUACGGUGAAACGAUAGUAGUGUCUGCUGCUGCCUUGCACCAGCAUCAGAACUCGCACGGUGUCAUCAAUGCGUCCACACAUGGCGGACAUCCGGGUACGGCAUUGCGCUUCGAACAUGAUGGCCGCUACAGUAGUGUGCUGCAGGAUAAUGGCAGCGGACAGACGAUCUACUACGAUGCCACAGUGGUGGAUUCGUCAGCGCAUCCCAACGAGACGAAAACCUUUACGGACCUUGGCAAUUCGGAGUACUAUGCCGGCCCGCCAUCGUACGCGUUGCCGCCGCCCAACAACUCAAUUUACAGUGUAUCAGGUCCCACCCAGCUGAUUUGCAAAUCGGAUCCAAAUUUGGGCGCCAUACGGCAACCGGGACAAUUUCAGUCCUUGCUCGAGCCAGGCAUGCAGGAGCAGUCGAUAUGGGCGCCAUCAAAUGUGGAAUUCUCGGGAUAUAAUACCUAUCAUCAUCAGGUAGUUGAUGACUACGGCACCGGCAAUAUGACAACGACGCACUGGGCGAGCGCAGCACCAAUUACCGCUUACGAGGCACCGUUGGCAUCGACCCUCUAUGAGUCGCCCAAAUGUGAGAACUGCGGCGCCCACUACAUACGCAAAGGUAACGACUUCUACUGUCCCACUGGCUGUAAUCAACUGCGACCGACGCAUAUGCGCAUACCGGUGCGUCAAGCGAAACCGAAAGCGCCCGCCAAUGCGAACAAUCGACGCACAGGCGUCACCUGCGCCAACUGCAAUACCACUACGACGACGCUAUGGCGACGCAACAACGAAGGCAAUCCCGUAUGUAACGCUUGUGGGCUCUACUUUAAGCUACACAACACCAACCGCCCGCAAUCAAUGAAGAAGGAUGGCAUACAGAAGCGCAAGCGUAAGCCAAAGAACAAUGGCGGCAUGACGACCAUGAAGCCGCUGCCAUUAAAUGAUUUUUCACACACAGCACUACCAGGCAUGCCGCAAAAUAUGGCGUUGAUGACUCCGAACGGCACAAUCUACCCCUCACAAGUGUCCGCUUUGAGUUUGCCCAUGAACGGUGGUGUAGGUGGUGCAGGUGAUGGUGGUGGUACCAGCGGUGGUGUGGUUGGAUCGCAAUCUGUAACUGGUGAGCUGCACGACAUGUCCAUGAGUGGUAGUAGCGCUGCAGGCGCAGGAGCUGGCUCAAUAUCUGUAGGCACUGUGGUGGUGGCCAGUGGCGCGGGCAGUUCGGUCACCAGCACCGGGCCACGCAGCGUACCGAUUGUACAUCAUGUGACCGGCGACAGUCACUCACCCUACAGCAAUCCACCAUCGCAAAGUCAAUCACCGCAUUUGUCCAACCCAUCGCCGCUUAGUCGACAAUCAAUUGCACAGAGUGUACAAUCGAUUGAAGCGGCCACACGACCCACGGCAAAUAGUGAAAUGCCGACUAGUGUCAUAACGCGCACUGGACUACCAGAACGUUCCUCGAAUAACUAAGAGGCCCUAUAACCCCCCUCGCCUCUUAUGCAAAAAUUUUACUCAACUUGCAAAUUGAGUCAGGCAGCUUGAUUAGACCAAAGCUUAUAGAAAUAUACUUAUGUAUUUUAUUUAUGAAUAUACAACGUAAAAUGUCAUGAAUAAUGCCGCUUUCACAGUGGCGUGUUAACUCACAUUCGGAAAUGAAGUACAAUAACUGAAAGUUUCCGGCCGAAUAUGCGUUAAUCCACCACUGUUGAAACGGUCCUUAGUAGGGUGAUCCUUAAAAUAUUAACAUCUAAAUUUUGAAUGGGGCACCAAUUUGUUUUGUAUUUUGUUCUACGGCUAAAGUAAACUUCCACAAUUAUUUCAAAAUUUUAAACGCAUUUUAGGAGUCGCUGGCAGGUUUUAAAAAAUU